UCCCUCAUCUCUUCUCCGUUACGCCGACCUCUCUGUCUCUCUCUCUCUCUCCUCUCUCCUCUCUCUCUUCUCUCUCCCAACCAUCUUCUUUCGUUGUGAGACGUGACUAUUUCUCUCGCACUGCCCUCGUUGGGUUUUAUCCGUCUCGCCUCUCUCCUUUUCCCGUCACACUCUUACCGUCUCCUUUUACGAGUCUAUGUGUAUGUCUGCAUCAUCGCCUCAACACCGCUCUCUCCGAAACCCUCCUUUUCUUCGUCUUCCUCUUCCUCUUCCUCUUCCUCUUCCUCUUCCUCUCUCCCGUCGUCGCCCUAAUCGAAGGUUUCUGAAAUAAGGCAUAUACUGAAUCGCGAUGUCGGGGCACCGGUCUAGUCUCCCGCUGCGGUUGCAGCAGAUCUUGUCGGGCGGGAGGUCCGUCUCGCCAGUCCUGAAAUUGGAGGCCGAGUCCCCACCUAAGGUUAAAGCUUUCAUUGAUAGGGUAAUUAAUAGCCCAUUACAUGAUAUAGCCAUCCCUCUUUCAGGCUUUCGAUGGGAGUACAAUAAGGGAAAUUUUCAUCAUUGGAGGCCACUUUUUAUGCAUUUUGACACAUACUUCAAGACAUAUCUUUCUUGCAGAAAAGACCUUCUCUUAUCUGACAAUAUGUUGGAGGAGGAUCCAUUUCCUAAACAUUCAGUUAUGCAGAUUUUAAGAGUCAUGCAAGUUAUUCUGGAAAAUUGUCACAACAAGAGUUCGUUUGGAGGUCUAGAGCAUUUCAAGCUUCUACUUGCAUCCACAGAUCCGGACAUUCUUAUAGCUACCUUAGAGACUCUUUCCGCUUUGGUGAAAAUAAAUCCAUCCAAGAUACAUUUGGGUGGUAAACUGAUUGGCUGUGACUCUAUGAAUAGCUAUCUUUUGUCUCUAGCACAAGGCUGGGGAAGCAAAGAAGAAGGCUUGGGUUUACAUUCAUGUAUAGUGGCAAAUGAGAGGAAUCAGAAUGAGGGAUUGUGCUUGUUUCCUUCUGAUGUUGGUGACAGAUGUGAUGGAACCCAACAUCGGUUGGGUUCAACUCUUCAUUUUGAAUAUGCCACUGCUUCAUUAGUUACUGAGUCUGUCAUUGAGGGAGUUAAAUCAUCCAACAUUUGUGUCAUAGAGAUGCCAGAUAUGCAUCAAAGGAAGGAUGAUGAUUUGAGCAUUUUGAAACAGUGUGUUGAAGAGUUUAAUGUACCUACUGAGCACAGAUUCUCAUUGCUUUCAAGAAUUAGGUAUGCACAUGCAUUCCGAUCUCCCAAAACCUUUAGGCUGUAUUGCAGGAUUAGCAUUCUUGCGUUCAUUGUUUUAGUACAGUCAAAUGAUGCUCAUGAUGAACUAACUUCUUUUUUUGCGAAUGAACCUGAGUAUACAAAUGAACUCAUCAAGCUUGUUCGUGCUGAAGAUUCUGUGCCAGGAACCUUGAGGGCAUUGGCUAUGCUUGCUUUAGGAGCUCAGUUAGCAGCAUAUGCAUCAUCUCAUGAACGAGCUAGAAUAUUGAGUGGUUCAAGCAUCAUAUCUGGAAGUGGGAAUCGCUUGAUGCUGCUAAAUGUGCUUCAGAAAACUAUUACAUCACUUAGCAACCCCAAUGAUCCUUCUACCCCUGUCUUUGUUGAUGCUCUUCUACAAUUCUUCUUACUUCAUGUUUUAUCUUCUUCAAGUUCUGGUAGUGCUGUAAGGGGCUCAGGAAUUGUUCCCCCUCUUCUACCUCUUUUACAAGAUUCUGAUCCGGCACAUAUACAUAUUGUCUCUUCUGCAGUUAAAACCUUGCAAAAGCUAAUGGAAUAUAGUACCCCUGCUGUUUCUCUAUUUAAAGAUUUAGGUGGGGUUGAACUUUUGGCUCAGAGACUACAGAUUGAAGUUUAUAGAAUCGUUGGCUCUGGGGAAGGUACUAGUGACGUAGUGAUCUCCACAGACACAGUAAAGUCUGAUGAAAAUCAUAUCUGCUUGCAGAAACAGCUUAUCAAGUGCUUGCUCAAGGCAUUGAGUUCUGCUACAUACUCUCCAGCAAAUGCUACAAGGAAUCAUUCCCACCAUAACUGCCUGCUUGCUUCUUUAUCCCUAAUAUUUAACAAUGCAAAUAUGUUUGGCGGGGACAUUUAUUUUGCAGCAGUAACUGUUAUGAAUGAAAUCAUUCACAAGGACCCAACAUGCUUCCCUGUUCUGAAUGAGUUUGCUGUCCCAGACUCUUUUUUAUCAUCAGUGACAUCUGGGAUUCUUCCUUCUUCAAAGGCACUCAUUUGUGUUCCUAAUGGUCUUGGUGCUAUCUGUCUUAAUGGCAAAGGAUUGGAGGCAGUGAAAGAAACUGCAGCACUGCAGUUCCUUGUUGAGACUUUCACGACAAGGAAAUAUUUGUUUGCAAUGAAUGAGGGUGUUGUUCUUCUGGCAAAUGCUGUUGAAGAGCUUCUUCGUCAUGUUUCUUCACUAAGAGGUAUUGGGGUUGAGAUAAUUAUUGAAAUUAUAAAAAAGCUUUCAUCUAUAGUGAGUGAUAAAUCCAAGGAAACCACAGUGGAUAUGGAUGAGAACACUGCCAUGGAAACUGAUUCUGAAGAAAAAGCUAAUGAGGGGCACGAUUUGGUUAGUGCUAUGGAUAUGGCCGCAGAAGGAACUAGUGAUGAGCAAUUUGAACAGUUGUGUAUCUUUCAUAUAAUGGUCUUAGUUCAUCGGACAAUGGAAAAUUCUGAAACUUGCAGAAUGUUUGUAGAGAAGGGGGGUAUAGAAGCAUUGUUAAAACUUCUUCAACGGCCUAGCAUCACACAGUCAACUGAUGCAAUGCCAAUUGCUUUGCACAUCACGGUGGUCUUCAAGGGUUUUACGCAGCAUCAUUCUGCACCACUUGCUCGUUCAUUUUCUUCCUCUCUUAGGGAGCACUUGAAGAAAUCUCUGGAUGAAUUCAGUUCAUUUUCUGCCCUGUCUUUGCAGGAUUCCAAGUCUAUGCAAGACAAUGGAGCAUUCUCGUCUCUUUUUGUUGUUGAAUUUCUCCUUUUCCUCACUGCUUCUAAAGAUAACCGCUGGAUUAGUGCAUUGCUCACUGAAUUUGGAGAUUCUAGCAGGGAUGUUCUAGAAGACAUUGGGCAUAUUCAUCGUGAAGUUCUGUGGCACAUUGCUCUCCUUGAAGAUUUAAAGACUGAAAAAGAUGAUGAUUCUUCUAAUGAUUUACAUGUAGACUCUGGUACAAUUGAUUCUGAAGAGCAACGUUAUAAUACUUUCAGGCAGUAUCUCGAUCCAUUAUUACGACGAAGAGUUCCUGGGUGGAGCAUAGAAUCUCAAAUUUCUGACCUAGUUAACAUAUAUCGGGAUCUUGGACGUGCUUCCACUGGUUUACAAAGACAUGGUAUAGAUGGUUAUUCAACAUUGAGAGCCACAUCCAGUUCCCGAUCCCAAUCUGCAAAUUCUUCAGAUAGCAGCACUGCUAGUAAGAUAGAAGAUGCCAAGCAGAGAUCUUAUUUUUCUUUAUGCCAUGACAUGAUGAAGUCACUUGUUUAUCAUAUCAACCAUCUCUUUAUGGAGCUAGGGAAAUCAAUGCUUCUCACUUUGCGUCGGGAGAACAAUCCCACAAAUGUUUCCCCUUCCAUUAUAUCUGUUGGUAACACAGUUUCUUCAAUUGUUUUAGGACAUUUGAAUUUUAGUGGGCAUUUGAGCUCUUCUUCAGAUAGUGAGAUUUCUGUAUCAACAAAAUGUCGAUAUCUUGGCAAAGUUAUUGAUUUUCUGAAUGGGAUUCUUUCAGAUAGGCCGGAAUCAUCCAAUCCCAUUAUGCUAAAAUGUUGUUUUGGAAAUGGUGUUAUUGAGGCCGUUUUAACCACUUUUGAAGCUACUAGUCAGUUGCUUUUUACAGUCAACAGGGUCUCUGCAGCUUCCCCGAUGGAAAUGGAUGAUAAAUGUUAUAAAGAAGACAAAGGAGACUCAGAUAAUUCAUGGAUAUAUGGGCCUUUGGCUAGCUAUGGUACACUGCUGAACCAUUUAGCCACAUCUUCUUUCAUCCUCUCCUCCUCAACAAAGCAGUUGCUCGAGCAACCAAUCACAAAUGGAACCAUUUUAUUUCCUCCAGAUGCAGAAGCAUUUGUCAGGCUGCUUCAAUCCAAGGUCUUAAAAGCUAUACUUCCCAUCUGGACUCAUCAUCAGUUUUCUGAUUGCAAUUUGGAGUUUGUUACUUCAAUGAUCUCCAUUGUGCGACAUAUUUAUAUUGGGAUUGAAGUCAGGAAUGCCAGUACCAGUGGAGCAUCUCAUUUAGUUGGUCCACCACCUGAUGAAUCAGCUAUAUCAUUGAUUGUAGAGAUGGGCUUUUCUCGUUCUAGAGCAGAAGAAGCACUGAGACAGGUUGGUACAAAUAGUGUUGAAAUUGCAACAGAUUGGCUAUUUUCACAUCCAGAAGAGCCGCAAGAAGAUGAUGAACUUGCUAGAGCUGUUGCCAUGUCCCUAGGGAAUUCAGACUCAUCGUUGAAGGUAGAUGGAAUUGCAAAUUCUAAUACCAUUGAUGAAGAUGAGGAAGUUGUCCAAUUGCCGCCAAUUGAUGAAAUCCUGUCGGUGUCCAUUAAUCUCCUGCAGGCGAAUGAACCUUUAGCCUUUCCUAUAAGGGAUCUUCUUGUUACAAUAUGCUCACAAAAUAAUGGUCAGCAUCGGCAUAAAGUCCUCUCUCAAAUCAUUGAUCAUGUCAACCAUUCUUGUGUAUCUUCAACUACAUUAAGUGAGAAUAUGUUAUCUGCACUUUUUCAUGUCCUUGCUCUACUUCUUCAUGAUGAUGUUAUGGCACGAGAAGUUGCAUACCAAGCUGGGCUUGUAAAGAUUGCCAUGGACCUGCUUUCUCGAUGGAAUCUUGACUCUCUAGAUGGUGUAGAACCUCAAGUUCCAAAGUGGGUAACUGCAUGUUUUCUUUCUGUCGAUCAGUUAUUGCAGGUGGAUCCUAAGAUGCCUCCAGGAAUAGUAAAUCUGGAACAAAUGAAAAAUGAUACUCUUAAUCCCCAGCAUUCACUUGUGAUUGAUGAGCAAAAAGAAAAGAAUUGUCAGUCUUGUCUAGCGUCAACUAUGGGAUUUUUGAACAUGGACCACCAGAAGAGGCUUCUGGAAAUAUGCUGCAGAUGUAUUCAGAAUCAGUUACCUUGUGAGAUAACACAUGUGGUGCUGCAGCUGAGCUCUAUGUUAACUAAGGUUCAUCCAGUUGCUGUUAGUUUUCUUGAGGCUGGAGGUUUACAAGCUUUACUUAGUUUACCUGCAAACAGCUUAUUUCCUGGGUACAGUAACGUGGCAGCUGUGAUUAUCCGCCACAUUUUGGAAGAUCCGAAUACUCUUCAACAAGCCAUGGAAUUAGAGAUACGCCAUAGCCUCAUUGCAGCAACAAGCAGACAUUCAAAUGCAAGAGUAUCACCAAGAACUUUUGUUCAAAAUUUGUCUAUUGUUAUUUCCAGGGACCCUGUGGUUUUUCUGAAAGCUGCACAAGCUGUAUGCAGAAUUGAAAUGUUAGGUGACAGACCUAAUGUAGUGCUAUUGAAAGAUCGUGAGAAGGAAAAGUCCAAGGCCAAGGACAAGGAGAAGAUAAUUGAGAAAGACAAAAUAGCUGCAAGUGAUGAAAAGACUACUGGGUUAGAUAUGGCAUCGGUGGUUCCUGGAAAUGGGCAUGGUAAGCUAUCAGAACCUUGUACAAAGAAUACCAAGGCUCAUCGCAAAACUCCACAGAGCUUUACUAGUGUAAUUGAAUACCUUUUGGAUCUGAUAGUGAAAUUUGUCCCUCCAGUCACAAAUUACCAAACUGAUGCAAGUCCUGCUAGCUCGUUAGUUUCAGAUAUGGAUAUUGACUCAACUUCAGCUAAAGGAAAAGAAAAAGUCACCGAUGUUUCAUCUAAAGAUGACAAAAUUAAUUCACAAGAGGCUUUGGUAUCUACUGCGAAAAUUGUUUUUAUUGUUAAGCUGUUGACGGAGAUACUUCUCACUUAUGCUUCAUCAAUUCAGGUGUUACUUCGAAGAGAUGCUGAACUCAGUAGUUCUCUUUCUAGGGGUUUAAAUGGAAGUGUCAGUGGGGGCAUCUUUCAUCAUAUUCUUCUGAAUUUUCUUCCUUACCCAGGAAUUUCCAAGAAAGAUAAAAAAACUGAAGGAGAUUGGAGGCAAAAGUUAGCUACCAGAGCAAGCCAAUUUUUGGUGGCAUCAUCUGUUCGUUCAACAGAAGGACGAAGAAGAAUUUUUUCUGAAAUAAGUAAUGUGUUCAAAGACUUUGUUGAUUCAUCUGGUCAUUGCAGGGCAUCUGAUUCACGUAUUCAUGCCUUUGUUGACCUACUUAAUGAUAUUCUUGCUGCUCGUUCACCAACUGGUUCAUAUAUUUCAGCAGAAGCAUCAGUUACUUUUAUUGAUCUUGGGCUUGUUCACUCUUUAAGUCAGGUUCUUCAAGUGCUAGACUUGGACCAUGCUGAUUCACCUAAGCUCAUCGCAGGAAUCAUUAAGGUAUUGGAGUUAGUGACAAAAGAACAUGUUCAUUCUGCUUACAUUAACACUGCAAAGGAGGACAACUCCCUGAAGCUGGCCACUAUUGAGCAUCAACUAGGUUCCUCUAAUGAUCAAGGGGAUAGGUUUGAGGCCUUGGAAACAAUGUCCCAACCUGAUCACACCGAAGAGGUUCCCAACCAAAGGCAAACAGCUGGUGUUGCCCAAACCUAUGGCAAUUCCAGUUCUGUGUUAGAUGAUAUGGACCAUGAUCGUGAAAUGAAUGGAGUUUUUUCUCAUGAAGCUGAAGAUGAUUUCAUGCACGAAGUAUCUGAAGAUGGUACAGGCAUGGAUAAUGGUGUUUCAAGUGUGGAAAUCAGAUUUGAAAUAUCACAAAAUGUAGAAGAUGAUAUGGGUGAUGAUGACGAGGAUGAAGAUAUGUCAGGGGAUGGAGAGGAAGUUGAUGACGAGGAGGAUGAUGAUGAAGAGAACAAUGAUUUGGAGGAGGAUGAAGUUCAUCAAAUCUCUCAUCCAGAUAUAGAUCAUGAUGACCAUGAGAUCGAUGACGAAGAGUUUGAUGAAGAUGUCUUGGAAGAAGAGGAUGAUGAUGAUGAAGAUGAUGAUGGUGUAAUACUCCGCUUAGAGGAAGGAAUCAGUGGAAUAAAUGUUUUCGAUCAAUUUGAAGUUCUUGGUAGUGACAAUUUUUCUGUAAUGCCUCUUGACAUAUUUGGCUCUAGACGUCAAGGACGUACAACAUCCAUUUAUAAUCUCCUUGGAAGAACCGGUGAUCACACUUCUCUUCAUCUUGAACAUCCAUUAUUGGGGGAGCCUUCUUCUUUUAGACAUUUAGUUCACCAGAGACAAUCAGAAAAUACAGUGGAUAUAGCUUUCUCAGAAAGAAAUCAGGAGAACACAUCAUACAGAAUGGAUGCUAUCUUCCGUACAUUGAGGAAUGGACGACAUGGACAUCGCUUCAGUAUGUGGUUGGAUGAUAAUCAUCAACGUGGUGCAUCUAAUGCUCCUGCAGUGCCUGAAGGGAUUGAAGAACUGCUUGUUUCCCAAUUGCGACAGCCUACGCCUGCACAAGACCAAAAUAUACAGACUAGUCUGCAAGGAAAACAUGAACCAAGCCAGUUGCAAACAUCAGAGGCUGAAGUUAGGGAUGAAAUAGAAGCAAGGGGUACUGAGAAUCAUGAGAAUAUUGUUAUCCCUUUACAAGCAAUAGAUGUCUCUCCUAAUACUGGCAUUGUAGCCACCAAUGGCGAUUCUAUUCAAGACACUGGAGUUUCUGGUGCAUGUGAACAAGUGACAGAGAUGCAGUAUGAAUGGGCUGAUGCUGUUGUCAGAGAUGUUGAAGCAGUGAGCCAAGCAAGCAGUGGCAGUGGGGCAACAAUAGGUGAAAGCCUUCGUAGUUUGGAAGUUGAAAUUGGGAGUGUUGAUGGGCAUGAUGAUGGAGACAGGCAAGGUCCUGUCGAUAGACUUCCUUUGGGUGAUUUACCGCCAGCAGCUAGGAUGAGAAGGUCAUCAGCAAACUCAAUCCCUGUUAGUGGUCGUGAUACAUCUCUGGAGAGUGUCAGUGAGAUUCCACAUCAGAAUGAAGAAACUGAUCGGGAUGCACUUCAGGUGGAACAACCAUCAGGCAAUGUUGAUACAAAUGCUAUAGACCCCACAUUUUUGGAGGCUCUUCCUGAGGAAUUGCGAGCUGAAGUACUUUCAUCACGGCAGAAUCAGGUUUCACAGGCUUCAAAUGAGCAGCCUCAAGCUGAUGGAGAUAUCGAUCCUGAAUUUCUUGCUGCACUUCCACCUGAUAUUAGGGAGGAGGUCUUAGCACAACAACGUGCUCAAAGACAACAAGAAUCACAACAACUAGAAGGCCAACCUGUUGAGAUGGAUGCUGUGUCUAUAAUUGCUACACUUCCUUCAGAUGUUCGAGAAGAGGUACUUUUAACCUCGCCUGAUACUUUGUUGGCCACACUAACCCCUGCACUUGUUGCCGAAGCAAAUAUGUUGCGUGAAAGGUUUGCCCAUCGUCAUCAUACUGGAGGACUCUUUGGCAUAAGUUCUAGAAGUCGACGCGGAGAGUCUUCUAGGCAUGGAGAUACUAUCGGGUCUACUCUGGACCGAAAUAUUGAGGCUUCUGCUCGCAGAUCUACAGUUGGAAAACUAAUUGAAACUGAUGGUGUUCCCCUAGUUGGCAUCAAUGAUCUAAAAGCAAUGAUCAGAUUGCUACGUAUAGUUCAGCCUUUGUAUAAAGGUCAACUACAGAGGCUUUUCUUGAAUCUAUGUACUCAUCACGAGACAAGAACUUAUUUGGUGGAAGUUUUAAUGGAUAUGCUAAUGUUGGAUCUACGGGGACCCACUAACACUUCAGUUGAAUACGCUGAAUCCCCGUUUAGGUUGUAUGGGUGUCAGAGUUAUGUCGCCUAUUCCCGUCCUCAAUUUUAUGGCGGAGUGCCUCCGUUAGUGUCUCGCCGUAUUUUGGAGACUCUGGCCUACUUAGCAAAAAAUCAUCCAAAUGUAUCCAAGCUCCUAUUGCAUCUUGUAUUACCAUGUUCACCUACAAGCGUACCUGAAGUAUCGGACAAGGGACACGGGAAAGCUGUUCUGAUGGAGGAAGAUAAAUCCGAGGUUAAAACAGGAGCUUUUGCUAUUGUGUUACUUCUUGGACUCUUGAAUCAACCAUUGUACAUGAGGAGUGUUUCUCAUCUGGAACAGUUGUUAAAUCUCAUUGAGGUUGUUAUUGAUUCUGGCCUGUCAAACAAACCUGAAGCACCAACUGAGCUACAAUCUGCUUCUGACAUUAUGCAAGACACACCAGUUAAUGCUGAUGCUGUUGUGUCUUCUGCUAAAGAGGAUAUUAAAUCAAAGAAAAGUGAGGAUUCUAAAAAGGCUUCUACUUCUGGUACAAACAACAAAAACAAUAUUAGUGAUAUUUUAUUGAGCAUUCCAGAAGGAGAGCUUAGACUUCUCUGCUCUUUGCUUGCACGUGAAGGAUUAUCUGAUAAUGCAUACAAUCUUGUUGCUGAGGUCUUAAAAAAAGUGGUGGCCAAUGCUCCAGCGUAUUGUCAUUUAUUUACUACAGAGCUGGUCAAUUCAGUGCGAAAUUUAAGUAUUUAUGCAAUUAAUGAACUUAACCUAUACGAGGAUGCUGAGAAAGCACUUCUCAGCUCAUCUUCUAUUAAUGGUACUGCAAUCUUGAGAGUUCUGCAGGCUUUGAGCUCUCUUAUUGCUGCAUUGCACGAAAAGAAGAACCCAGUUUCAUUCCCCGACAAAGACCAUAUUAAUGCUCUUUCUCAUGUAUGGGAUAUAAAUUCUGCACUUGAACCUUUGUGGCUAGAGUUGAGCAAUUGCAUAAGCAAAAUUGAGAUCUCUUCAGGACCUCCAUCAGAGCCUGAAUCUAUUUCAGGAAAUUUGGCAUCGACGAGUACAAUUGUAGUAUCACCACUCUCUGUUGGUGCCCAAAAUAUCUUGCCAUAUAUUGAGUCAUUCUUUGUGACAUGUGAAAAGUUGCGUCCUGGGCAAUAUGAAACUGUUCAAGAUUUUGCUACUACGGCAACUGACAUUGAAGAUGCAACUACACCAACUGCACAAAAAUCAUCUUGUGGUCCAUGUACAAGCACCCAUGAAAAACAGGUUGUUUUUGUUAGGUUUCUGGAGAGGCAUAGGAAGUUGUUAAAUUCAUUCAUUCGUCAGAAUCCUGGUUUGCUUGAGAAGUCAUUUUCUCUCAUGCUCAAAAUUCCACGAUACAUUGACUUUGACAAUAAACGGUCUCAUUUUCGAUCAAAAAUAAAACAUCAACAUGAUCAUCAUCACAGUCCUGUUAGAAUUUCAGUGAGAAGAGCCUACAUAUUGGAGGACUCAUAUAACCAAUUGCGAAUGCGCUCACCACAAGAUUUGAAGGGAAAAUUAACUGUCCAUUUUCAAGGUGAAGAAGGUAUUGAUGCCGGUGGACUUACCAGGGAAUGGUAUCAGUUGCUUUCUCGGGUAAUUUUUGAUAAGGGUGCCCUUCUUUUCACAACUGUUGGCAAUGAAUCAACAUUCCAGCCAAACCCCAAUUCAGUUUACCAGACGGAACAUCUUUCAUAUUUUAAGUUUGUUGGACGAGUGGUCAGUAAAGCACUCUUUGAUAGUCAGCUCCUUGAUGUCCAUUUUACAAGGUCAUUUUACAAACACAUUCUUGGUGUAAAGGUUACUUAUCAUGACAUUGAGGCUGUUGAUCCAGAUUACUAUAAAAAUCUGAAGUGGAUGCUUGAGAACGAUAUAAGUGAAGUAUUGGAUCUUACUUUCAGUAUGGAUGCUGAUGAGGAAAAACUGAUAUUGUAUGAAAAGGCUGAGGUAACUGAUUCUGAGUUGAUUCCUGGUGGGAGAAAUAUUCGAGUCACUGAAGAAAACAAACACGAAUAUGUUGAUCGUGUGGCUGAACAUUUGCUAACCACUGCAAUUAGGCCUCAAAUAAAUGCAUUUAUGGAAGGCUUUAAUGAGUUGAUACCCAGGGAUCUGAUAUCUAUUUUCAAUGAUAAAGAAUUAGAAUUAUUAAUAAGUGGACUUCCUGAUAUUGAUUUGGAUGACCUGAGAGCAAAUACUGAAUAUUCUGGCUAUAGCAAUGCAUCCCCUGUAAUUCAAUGGUUUUGGGAAGUCGUUCAGGGCUUCAGCAAAGAGGACAAGGCCCGAUUCCUUCAAUUUGUAACUGGCACCUCAAAGGUGCCUCUGGAAGGAUUUAGUGCACUUCAAGGAAUCUCAGGCUCUCAGCGGUUUCAGAUUCACAAGGCAUAUGGAACCCCGCACCAUCUGCCUUCAGCUCAUACUUGCUUCAACCAAUUGGACCUGCCUGAGUACACCUCAAAAGGACAGUUGCAGGAGAGGUUACUUCUAGCUAUCCAUGAAGCGAAUGAAGGGUUUGGCUUCGGUUGAGAGUGGGAAGGAAGGUGUGCACUUGUACAGAUAGGUGUAUUCGACAGGGUUUUAAAAGCCAACUCUCUCCUUGCCGAGGGUCUGAAGUGUGGUUGCUUGGUCGCACUUAUGGAAUAGGGACUUCCUCAAAUUGGAAUUCAACCAUGAAGUAGUCACCUUAUGAUUUGUGAGAGAAACCCCCAUAUAUGAUAUACCACUCUUACUCCAGGCUGAUGUUGCAGAUUGUGGAUGUGUCAGUCGUCCGAAUCCCCGUGACUGCAAAUCAAAUCGUCUUGUAUGGCGUCUCCUUUGCUAACUUUGUUUUUUUUUCCAUAUUAUUUUUUAGUACAACUUUUGUACUCAAAAAACAGCAAAGCUCUCGUGGAUAUUUGGAACAGAUUGUGAAUGGCAACAUCUUGUUAUUCAGUAAAAUGCAUCCUUUUCUUUUGAAUCA
Zingiber officinale is the source of this 11756-nucleotide messenger RNA. Its product is annotated as E3 ubiquitin-protein ligase UPL2-like. The record is from RefSeq and is a predicted model, not a curated record. NCBI's taxonomy places the organism in Eukaryota, Viridiplantae, Streptophyta, Magnoliopsida, Zingiberales, Zingiberaceae. Gene Ontology annotation, biological process: protein polyubiquitination; positive regulation of protein catabolic process; proteasome-mediated ubiquitin-dependent protein catabolic process. The coding region runs from base 350 to 11323 and encodes 3657 amino acids. Gene Ontology annotation, molecular function: protein binding; ubiquitin-protein transferase activity. The transcript is spliced from 17 exons.